GAAAAAUGUCCAAUAAGCCGGUUAUCUGCUUUGAUACAUCUAAAAAUGAGCGCUUUCAAAUAUCAGACAAUUAUAAAAUGCUGCACCGCAAGUUAAAGGUCAACUGGAGUGUCGAGCAAAACGAUGCGGAGCUAAGGAAGGAGCGACUCGCAAGAGUGAAAGUAUUUGUACUGGCAGGACCUCAGGAUCGGUUCACCGAGGACGAGUUCGAGGUACUGAAACACUACGUGGAGGUGCAAGGAGGCAGUCUGUUGGUGCUCCUUGGAGAAGGCGGAGAGGCGGAGUUCAACACCAACGUGAAUUUCUUCUUGGAGCAGUACGGAAUCUACAUCAACGGGGAUAAUGUGGUGCGUCCGCACUACUACAGGAACUUCCAUCCCAAGGAAUGCAUCGUGGGAGGCGGAGUUGUCUGCGAGUCCAUGUGGCGCCACCUCCUCAAGUUGGACAUCGAAAAGGUGGACUACGACUUCAGCGACGAGAAGUACAAGAUACACUUUCAGUAUCCAUAUGGAGCCACUCUGAACGUGUCUGAGCCUGCGAAUGUCCUGCUGACCACGGGACCCGUUGUCUAUCCCUUCAAUCGCCCCUUAGCGGGAUACUAUGCAAACGGAAAAGGUGGAAAGAUCCUAGCUUUGGGAUCAGGCUACAUUUGGCACGAUAAGUACCUUCAGGACAAGACCAACGACGCCAUAUUCGAGUACUUGCUGAAGCUGCUGGGAGGCGACGAGAUUAGCUACAGUCAUUUGGAUUUCAAUGACGUAGAGCUCAGCGACAACAAGCACUUCACCGACCUGGCGUUUCUGGCCGAUAUGCCCAAGGCCUGUCUGAUCGACUCGAUCGGAACCGAGAUGCCCACGGACUUCAAGCAAAUGUUCGAUAUGAAGCUCUGUGCGCUGAGCAAUCAUCUCCUGAAAGAGGUCAUCGAUGCCUACGAGCAACUGCACGUGAAGUACGAGCCACUGAGGAUCAUCAAGCCGCAGUUCGAGAUCCCGCUGCCCAACCUCCAGCUGGCCACCUUUCCGCCGAUCUUCAGCGAGCCCGCUCCGCCGCUGGAGCUGUACGACCUGGACGAGACCUUCAGCGGAGCCCGGUCCCAGCUGGCCCACAUGACCGGACAGUGUCUCCAGGCGCUGAAGUCCAAGGAGCCCCAGAGGAGGGCGCUCAACCAGCGGGAGCUGGAGAACUACGUGAAGGAGUGCGCCAGGAUAACGGCCAUCGUGGACGAGCGCCAGGAUAUGGCAGCUCGGGAGAUACUGAACAUUGUGGCCCGUCAGAUCGUCAGCUACAGACCUUAUGCGGAGGACUAGGUUGCUCCGGUUACCGCAUUCCUGUCAGCGCUUUUCGGGCCAAUCAGCACAAUCAGAAUUAUGUGAAUAUAAAAUUAAAAAUUGAA
Messenger RNA from Drosophila ficusphila, 1393 nucleotides. RefSeq names its product intraflagellar transport protein 52 homolog (gene IFT52). Gene Ontology annotation, cellular component: centriole; intraciliary transport particle B; cilium. Gene Ontology annotation, biological process: cilium assembly; intraciliary transport. The record is from RefSeq and is a predicted model, not a curated record. NCBI's taxonomy places the organism in Eukaryota, Metazoa, Arthropoda, Insecta, Diptera, Drosophilidae.